Drosophila ficusphila is the source of this 528-nucleotide messenger RNA. RefSeq names its product transcription elongation factor SPT4 (gene spt4). Gene Ontology annotation, molecular function: zinc ion binding; RNA polymerase II complex binding. Lineage: Eukaryota; Metazoa; Arthropoda; Insecta; Diptera; Drosophilidae. Bases 90 to 440 code for a protein of 116 amino acids. The record is from RefSeq and is a predicted model, not a curated record. Gene Ontology annotation, cellular component: DSIF complex; nucleus. The transcript has 3 exons. Gene Ontology annotation, biological process: regulation of transcription elongation by RNA polymerase II; positive regulation of DNA-templated transcription, elongation; chromatin organization.
ACGGUCACUUUGAUUUCUGCGUCGUGGCUUCGUUUUGUGCAAAGAAUUUUUUAUAUUUUAGUUUUAAAACAACCACUUAAUAAAUAACCAUGGCUUUUGACGCGAUUCCUAAAGAUCUGCGAGGACUGCGGGCCUGCCUUGUUUGCUCCCUAGUGAAAAGUUUUGAUCAAUUUGAGACCGAUGGCUGCGAAAAUUGCGAAGAGUUCCUGCGAAUGAAGAACAACAAAGACAAUGUGUACGACCAUACAAGCAACAACUUUGACGGGAUCAUUGCCUUAACUACGCCCACAGACUCCUGGGUGGCCAAAUGGCAGCGAUUGGCUCGAUUCACCCGUGGUAUCUAUGCGAUUUCCGUCUCUGGAACUCUGCCGCAGUCCACUUUAAGAGACAUGAAAAACCGAGGAAUCGUUUACAAAUCCCGAGACAGAAGCCAGCGAUGAACAAACCGAUUGCCGUACAAAAUACAUGUAUAAAUCUUUAUUUUUAAGUUAUAACAAAACCACGAAUACAUACAAUAGCAAUACAAAA